AUGGACUCUUCCACCGCGCGUCGAUCAAGGGCAAGAGACUCUGACGACGACGAGUCCCGGCCGAGUACCCCCUUAUCCACCGCCCCGAAUGACAGCAAGCGACUUCGUCGACAGCCCAAUUCCAGGAGCAAUGACGAUGGAGACGACGUUGACGAAGAAAGCUUGACUCCACUACAUGUUCCAUCGCCUACACAGGACCUCCUGCUGCAGGAUGCGACUCAAAUACCCAUCGUCGCUGGAGGUGAACCUUCUAAAUCGGUUCAUCAGCCAGGCGCAAUUGUUCGGAUCAAAAUGAUCAAUUUUGUGACAUACACAUCUGCCGAAUGCCGGCCUGGGCCCAAUUUGAAUAUGGUCAUUGGACCCAAUGGCACAGGCAAGAGCACACUUAUCUGUGCCAUCUGCCUCGGCCUGGGCUGGCCUCCUUCCAUUCUGGGUCGCGCGAAGGAGGCACACGAAUUUAUCAAGCAUGGCUGUCACGAAGCUACGAUAGAGAUUGAGAUCCAGAGAAAGAGUGGGAAGAGAAACCCAGUUAUCGUGAGACAAAUAAAGCGAGACGGAAACAAGUCUGUCUACACACUGAAUAACAGCCCUUCCACGGGAAAGGCCAUCCAGGCGCUGGCGCACUCCUUCAAUAUCCAAGUCGACAAUCUCUGUCAAUUUCUGCCUCAGGACAAAGUUGCCGAGUUUGCCGCCAUGAACCCAGUCGAGCUUCUUGCCAGCACACAACGAGCAGUUGCAACAUCCGACAUGACAAAGAUGCAUGAGCAACUCAAGUUGCUGCGUAAGAAUCAUGUGGAGCUUUUGACUUCAGUACAAAGUCAGAACGAACAACUCACACACCUACGGACUCGUCAGGAAAACCAACGAACCGAUGUCGAGCGAAUGCGAGAACGUGCCCAGAUUCAACAACGCCUCAAAUGGUUCGAGAUGUGUCGUCCGGUCGCCAAAUACGCCGAGACCAAGAGACGGUACACUGCGGCCAAGGAGAAAAGAGACUUGCUCAAGAAGGAACUGAGCCAACUGAGGGCGGUAUCAGCCCCAACUCUCAAGAAGAAAGAGGCAAAGGAAACCUAUGCUCGUCAAACAGCAAGUGUGCGGGAUGCACGUGCCGAAGCUGUAAAAGAAGAGAACCGUAAAUGCGACAUCCUAGCCAAAGAGAUUGAAACUUGUCAAGACAAGAUUAAAGAUGCUGCAAAUGCCAUCAAAAAUGAACGGGCAGGUAUACCCACCAUCAAAAGUGAACUGAUGAAUAGUCAACGGAAGAUCCGCGACCUUGAAAUCAAAUACAGUGAGAGUCAAGAGGGCGAUUUUGAUACUCAGAGCCUCUCCGAUCUCAUCACCAAGGCCAGAGCUGAGCAACGACAGGCCAAACAACAUCAGGCAGACCUCCAACCCCGCUUGGAACAACUCGCAGCUCAGGACGCGGAGAGAAACACUGCCUUGUCGCAACUCAAGUCAAGCCUGCAAAGACUAGAGACACAAGCGGGUCAGCAGGAAAGCAAGCUACAAAGUCUAUCGCGUGACACAUUCCAGGCGUGGAAAUGGAUUCAAGAGAAUCAAGAUCUUUUUACACAGACUGUCUAUGGCCCUCCAAUCGUGGAAUGUUCCCUCAAGGACCCAAAGAUGGCAGACGCCGUCGAGGCUUUUCUCCAGCAGGGUGACUUCAAGGUGAUUACUGUCCAAAACCAAACAGAUUUCAGACUUUUGCAGCAGAAGCUCUUCAAGGAGAAAAAGUUGCACGAUGUUAGCCUACGAACAUGCUCCAACAGCAAUCUCGACCAAAUCCAAGCUCCGUUGUCUACAGAAGAGAUGCAUAAGUAUGGGCUGGAUAGCUGGGUGAUUGACCAUAUUCAAGGACCAGCAACUGUUCUAGUGAUGCUGUGUCAAGACAAGAGGCUGGACAAAUGUGCCAUUAGUUCAAGAGAGUUAAGUCAGCAACAGCACGAUGCAGUUGCUAAUACCGGCCUCCAAGGAUACGUUGCUGGUGGCAAAUCCUAUCAAUUCAUUCGACGUGCAGAGUAUGGGUCAGCUGGACAUACGUCUCGAGUUCGCGAUGUGAGACCGGCCCAGAUUUGGACAAAUCAGCCGAUUGAUGCCGGGAGAAAGGCAAACCUUCAGCGCGCCAUUAGUGAGAAAAAUGGCGAAAAGGAAAUCAUCCAGGAAGAGAUUCAAAGCCUCAAGAAAGAGUACGCAGAGUGGAAGCGAGUGAUAGAUCGUACUGCAACAACGGCAAAGGAGGCCAGUGAGGAGAAAGAUAAGAUACAAAUGAGUCAAAGGGCCUGGCUGGUGCUUCCCACUCAGAUUUCCCACGCCAAAGCCGCAGCCGAGGCCAGCCGAGCCAAACUAGAUGGCUUCCGAGAGCAAGAGAGCAAGCUGAUCGAAGGACGGGACGCAGCAAUAGUCCGCAAGACCGAUGCAGUGUUGGCAUUUGCUGCUGCCACCCGAGACCUCAGAAAAGCCUUCUCUAGAUUGAUGGAGGCAGAAGUCAUGAUGAUCGAAGCCACCUCCGAUGCUGAAGGCCUGACUGCCCAGAACGAGCACAUCAUCCGCAGCAUUGAGGACAAGCAAAACGAGUUCGAAGAGGCAGUACAGGCGUUCAACGAGGGAUAUGCGGCGGCGCAGGCGGUGCUACGAUUGGCUCUCUCACUCAAAGCAGAGGCUGAACGGCUCGAGGCUGAGGAAGAUGAACCAGGCCUGGCUCAGGUUGUUGCACACGUCGGCGAACAAAUCAGGACAGAAGCGGACCUCGAAACGGAAAUCGAUUCGAUCAAAGCUGAACUCGAACUGACAGAAGGCGGCAGCACGAACAUCAUCAAAGACUUUGAGGAGCGAGCCAGGAGUAUCGAACGACUUGAGAGGCAGCUGCAAGAAGCGGACAAGCAGAGCCAAGAUUACAAGCAUAGCAUCAAAGAAAUCCGCGACAGGUGGGAGCCUAGACUGGAUGGAUAUGUUGAACGAAUCAGCGAAUCCUUCUUUGCGUCUUUCCACCGAAUCGGUCUCAAGGGACAAGUCGCGGUCCACAAAGCCUCAUCGGACCGGGCAGUCGACUGUACCGAGGAAAACGGCGGCUCAGAGAACGGACUGGAUUUCGAAAAUUGGGCAAUCCAUAUCAGUGUUAGUUUCCGAGCGAGCGAGAACAUGACUCUUCUAGACAGCCACCGGCAGUCUGGGGGCGAACGCGCGGUCAGCACCAUAUUCUACCUAAUGGCCUUGCAAAGUUUGAAUCGGGCACCCUUUCGUGUGGUGGACGAGAUCAACCAGGGCAUGGACCCGCGCAAUGAGCGCAUGGUGCACGGUCGGUUGGUCGACAUUGCAGCAGACAAUGGCAGCCAAUAUUUCCUGGUCACGCCCAAGCUGUUGAGCGGGUUGAAAUACCGGCCAGGCAUGACGGUCCUCUGCAUCGUCAGUGGCGAGAACAUGCCUGCGGCACGGGAGCGAGAUGAAAAUGGCAAGUGGAGAGAUGGGCGAAAGGUUGACUUCCGAGAAUUUGUCAAGAAGGCGAAGCAAUUGGGCUUGGGCGACCAUGUGGUGCAUCGUCAUGUCGACUCAGGACUUGAUCUUCAUGGGAGCCAACGCGCCCAGAUAGAUGCGUACUAAUCGAGUGUGAAUGUAAGGCUGAGAUGUUGGCUCGAAUGCGACAUAUGACGAUGUACGAUGAUAGACAGCAGAAGUAAGGAAAGAUAC
Exophiala mesophila is the source of this 3684-nucleotide messenger RNA. RefSeq lists its product as uncharacterized. Gene Ontology annotation, molecular function: ATP binding; ATP hydrolysis activity. The record is from RefSeq and is a predicted model, not a curated record. Lineage: Eukaryota; Fungi; Ascomycota; Eurotiomycetes; Chaetothyriales; Herpotrichiellaceae. Gene Ontology annotation, biological process: double-strand break repair via homologous recombination. Gene Ontology annotation, cellular component: Smc5-Smc6 complex. The transcript has 2 exons. Bases 1 to 3597 code for a protein of 1198 amino acids.